Messenger RNA from Chelonus insularis, 4842 nucleotides. RefSeq names its product cyclin-T. Lineage: Eukaryota; Metazoa; Arthropoda; Insecta; Hymenoptera; Braconidae. The coding region runs from base 89 to 4084 and encodes 1331 amino acids. The record is from RefSeq and is a predicted model, not a curated record. The transcript is spliced from 6 exons. Gene Ontology annotation, cellular component: cyclin/CDK positive transcription elongation factor complex; nucleus. Gene Ontology annotation, biological process: regulation of transcription by RNA polymerase II; positive regulation of DNA-templated transcription, elongation. Gene Ontology annotation, molecular function: cyclin-dependent protein serine/threonine kinase activator activity.
UACGAGUAAGUUGUGUGAAGGAGCUCAGAAAGUGUUUAGUUAGUGGCCGAGUGUAUGUGCUAGUGAAAAAGUAUUUGUGUAUAUAUAAAUGGCGACUGACGAAAAAUGGUACUUCACAAAAGAACAAUUAGCGAAUACUCCAAGUCGAAAAUGUGGAAUAGAUGCAGAUAAGGAAUUAAGUUACAGGCAACAAGCUGCCAAUUUCAUCCAGGACAUGGGCCAACGACUUGUCGUUACGCAAUUAUGUAUAAACACAGCUAUAGUUUAUAUGCACCGAUUUUACGUGUUCCACUCGCUGUCACAAUUUCAUAGGAAUUCAAUUGCUGCAGCAGCCCUUUUUUUAGCAGCUAAAGUUGAGGAACAGCCGAGAAAGCUCGAACAUGUAAUUAAAGUAGCUCAUAUGUGUCUACAUCGUGGCGACACAAAUCCUCCCGACGUUAAAUCUGAGGCAUAUCUCGAACAAGCACAGGACUUAGUGUUUAAUGAGAAUGUCUUACUUCAAACGUUGGGAUUUGACGUAGCCAUUGAUCAUCCUCAUACUCAUGUUGUACGAUGUUGUCAUUUGGUUAAAGCGAGCAAGGAUUUAGCACAGACGUCGUACUUCAUGGCAUCAAACAGCUUACAUUUAACCACCAUGUGUCUCCAAUACAAGCCAACAGUUGUCGCGUGUUUCUGCAUCCACUUAGCUUGCAAAUGGUCCAAUUGGGAAAUUCCUCAAAGCAAUGAAGGUAAAAGUUGGUUCUGGUAUGUUGAUCAUACAGUAACAGCUGAGUUGCUUCAACAAUUGACUGCAGAAUUUCUCCAUAUCUUCGAUAAGUGCCCAUCACGGUUGAAGAAGAAGAUAAUGAGUAUUUCUGAAAAACAAAGUCCCAAUAUGCAUCAUCCAAGUUUGCCCAAUUCUCCAUUCGAUGCAGAACCAAGAAAGGUACAAUCACCUGCAGCAGAUAGUGGUCCAACUUUCCAGUCAGCUCGACCAUUUCCUACUGAAGAAGAUAAAAAGAAAUCUUCUAAUUUACCACCAACUCGUCCACCAGUUGAUUACCGAGAAUAUCGGGAGAAAAAAGAACGAGAACGUUUGGAAAGAGAGAAAAUAGCUUUAGCAAGUGGAUCUUCAUCUUCGCAGCCUCAUUCACAAGAUAUAAAGCAUCAUUCUUCUCAUCACCACAAGCAACCGUCCUCAUCAGCACCUUCUACAGUAGUUCCUACGUCAUCAGCAUCAAAUAAAAACUUACCAUUACCAAGCCAAAAGACUAAUAUUCAUCACAAUCAUCAUCAUAGACCAGAUAUGAAACUUCAGCCGUCAUCACAAAGGCAUUCCACCAGUUCACAAGCGCGAGAUCCAGCUCGCGAUGCAUCUCGACAACGAGUUCCUAGAGAUUAUAAAUCAGGACAAGCUCCUACUGCUGUUCCUUAUUCACACAAUCAUCCAGGAAGCCAUUCGAAGGAUGGGAACGUUAUUAGUGAAAAUUCUUCAAAUGAAAUGCUCCCAGUUUUACCCGAAAGUAGUCAACCUCAUCAGAAUCCUGCCGAAAAAGUUAAUAAUAAUCACAACGUUCAUAGGCUUGUGCAACAUGAUAAACGAUUUUAUGAUUCGCGACAUAAACUUAUUGAUCAUCGAAAAGAUGAACGGAAAAAUUAUCCCAAGUAUGGCGAACAAGUGCGUAAUGAUAAACCCAAAAAGCCACCAGAUUCAUUAGAACAACGUAGUGAAGAAGUAAGAAAGCUUAUAGAAAAGCCAUUGCCACUUCCCAAACCUCGCGCUGAAAUUCAAAAAGAAGAGUAUAUUGCCAGUAUGCUUAAACAAUCACAUCAUCCAGCACCAAAUAAGUACAAUCUCGAAAUACCAGUGUCGUCAAGUAAUUCUAACCGGAAUACAUUUCCACCAAAGGGUAUGAUGAAACUACAGCCAGUGUUUCCAGGAACAGUUAGUCAACAGCAUCCCCACAAUGUCACACAGAUUUUGAAGGACACAAAAAAUGGAACUUCAAAUAUAAAUAUGAAUUCCAAUGUUGGUAAUGUUGAUGAAAAAGUGGAUAAACGUGUAAAGCCCGAAGAAACAGUGACUCAAGUACCUCCAGUUAGACAUAAAUCAAUUUUUAGUCCAGUAAAAAUGCCGAAUAGUAGUGAAUCAACGCCAUCAAAUCGUAGUAAAGUAGGAAGACAAAAAACUCCACCGAUUUCAACGAAAUCAAUCAAACCUGAGCGUUCGUCUGAAAUACCACAAGGUUUAAAUAUGAUUUGUUCACCACCAUUCAGUUCACCGAGUUUAUCUCAAUUGCAAUUAUCAUCAAAUUUAGCUCAACAUACGCCAAUAAAUAGUAAACGUAAUCAUAUGCCGCAUUUAGGUGAUCCAGAACCACCAGCAAAAGUAAAACUUGAUGAGCUAGAUUGUUUAAGUAUGAAAUCAUUAUCUGAUUUUUCAGAACCACCAAUAGACUUAAAAUUCGAUCCAUUAGAGUCGUUUGACUCAGAAUUAAGUAGUUCGAAAAGUAUUUUAACCAAUGGAUUAGAUGCUAUAAACUUGAAUUCACAAAAAAGUGAUAGUGAAAAAUUAGAUAAUUCAUCAAUAAAUAUGAAAGUUGAAUAUCUAAGUCCUAUGAAAUCAGCACAGAGUAUAAGUGCAUUACUUGCAGAGCCUUUAGCACCAAUGCCUUCAUUGCUUCAAAACUUAUCUGAUGAUUCUGGUAAUUUUUCUCAAUGUACUGAUAAUUAUUCUGUACCGAGUCAGAAUUUAACUCAACCAUCAGAACCUCGUGCUCAAGUGAUGACAAACAGUGUAAAUGCCGAGCCACAUAUUGACGAAUCUUUCGUUCUCUCAACCGUUGACAUUAGUGCACUUUCUGCUCCUGUCCAGACUGUUCCUGAAGUGCCAAUAGUUGUUAAUUCACAAUCAGAUAUUAAGUUAAAAGUUGAGCAUCAUAAAAGUGAAAAGAAAAAGAAAAAGGAUAAACAUAAGCAUAAGGAUAAGGAUAAGAGCAAAGAGAAGCACAAACACAAGCAUAAGGAUAAGGAUCGAGAAAAGCAUCGUGAUAAAGAAAAGGAUAAGGACCGCAGUAAAGAUAAGGAGAAGGAAAAAGAAAGUAAUAAAGAACGUGAAAAAUUUGAUGAUAAUGCUACUGCACCAAUUAAAAUCACUAUUCCAAAGGAUAAAUUAAAUCUCUCGUCGGACUCAAGUAUUUCUCAAGAUAAAAAAAGUCCUCAAAAUACAGGGUUGAAAAUAAAAAUCCCUAAAGAAAGACUCAAAGGAUCUGAAUCAUCAGUCACUCCAGUUCUUCGUGAUGCUCAAGCUCCACUGAAGAUUAAGAUCCGUACUAAUGCGGCUCUUUCGCAAGAUUACAAUACAGAUAAUCGUAAACGUGAACGAGAUACGAGUUUAGACACUAGUGUAUCAGCACCUCCAGCUAAAAAGUUGCAAUUAUCAAGUGUUAAUCAAACCCCAAACCAAUUAAGUCAGCAGCUAUUGCAGCAAAUGCAACAACAUCAACAACAUGCGAGACCGAAUGAGAGGCAAAAUGGACGUCAUUAUAAUUCAAGCAGUAACAACAAGGUACGUGGAGGCGGCAGAGGACCUCUUCCUAGACAAUUUAAUCCCCGAAUCCCGCCUUCUAGUCUUUUUAAUACAAACUUACGUGAUAAUUAUUAUGUUAAUAAUAAUAAACAGAGUAAUGAGCAUGAUAUUUACAAUAGAAACAUGAGAAUUCCUGAUUUUAAUCGACAGAUUAAUCAAAAUAAUCACAAUAAUACUCAGCAGCAGGAUCCAUCAUUUUUUUUUGCUAAUUAUCCACCCCCUCAACUAUUCAAUACUACGGGUUAUUAUUGCGAUCCUAAUUUAUAUUAUCAACAGUAUCAACAAUUUACUAUGUAUCCACAAUCCAAUGUUAUUCUUACGGCUGAUGGUGCCAUUGACACUUCUAUUCCACCACCAAAUCUUGCUAUCUCUUCAGCUAAUUCUUCAUCGACAACUACAUUCAAUCCUAUGCAAAGUCAAACUUUUAAUCAUUCGCAAAACUCACAAACACUCCCACCGCUUCCUAAUGAACCACCACCCAUUUCUGAACCACCUCCACCACCACCACCAGAGUAAUUCAUACAAUCAGAAAUAUUUUUCAUCAUUUUUUCCACCCUUUUCCUAUUUUUAUUCCUUUUUGUCGCCCAUAUUUACUUAAAAUAAUGAAUUUGUGAAUGGUAGAUUGAAAAAAAUCAUGAUUAUUAUGAUAAAAAAUAUUUAUAUAUUUAAGUAGAAAGCAUGGCAUUGUAUAAUUAGUUAGAUCUUUAGUUGAUAUUCUAAUUAUUUCAUUUUUAAAAAUUUUUUCUGUUUUCUUUUUGUCUCUAUUUUUUCAUUUGGUAUGUUCUAAUGUGCAAUUGCUCUGUUUGCAAUCACUUUUCUUUUUUAAAUUAUGAAUCGUCAUAUUUACUCCAUUACAUUCAAUAAAUUUAAUUAAAUUAUAACCUUCGCUUUCCUUUUUAUUACGAACGACAAUAGUAAUGGAGGUAAUAUUUAUAAAAAAGAAAAAAAAAUAACGAACAAAUGAAACACAUUGAAAAAUCCAUUCAACAAAAAAGAUAGUGAAAUUUAGUUAAAAUAUUUUUUUACAUAGCUUCUUUUUAUUUAUAAAGUAUAUUUUAAAUACCGAAUGUAAUGAUGAAAUAGUGCAUAGGAAAUUUGAGUAGAAUGAUUUUUGCAUGGAACGUUACCUUUGCUGGCAAAGGAUGGAAAAAAUGCAAUGAUAGAAAAAAUGUAGGUAGGACUGAUAUAAAUUAAUUUUAUAAUAAAAUUCAAUUGCUUUUUAUUGAAGACAACAAAUAAUUAAAUAAUGAAUUGCUAUAAAUAUUAUGAGAAAA